CCCUCCCUCUCUCUCUCAACACCCUGCAAAUUAAAUUUGGCCAAUUAUAUACCUUGUUUUCUUUCAAUUUUUCAGUUAAUAGCUCCCUGAAAUUGUAAUUAAGCUUUUAGCUUUUGAAAGAACAAAAAACAGAGCUGGGAAAAUGAAGGAGAGUGGCAGAAAACAAGGUGCUAUGUCUCCAUGCGCAGCAUGCAAGCUUCUGAGAAGGAGAUGUGCGCAGGAUUGCGUGUUUGCUCCUUAUUUUCCAGCUGACGAGCCCCAGAAGUUUGCCAGUGUGCACAAGGUUUUUGGUGCCAGCAAUGUCAACAAAAUGCUACAGGAAUUACCAGAGCACCAGCGCAGUGAUGCAGUGAGCUCCAUGGUGUAUGAAGCAAAUGCCAGAGUGAGGGAUCCAGUGUAUGGCUGUGUAGGAGCAAUCUCAUCUUUACAACAACAAAUCGAUGCCCUCCAAACCCAAUUGGCCAUUGCUCAAGCUGAGGUGGUGCACAUGAGAAUGGGCCAAUUCUCAACUUCAUCAGCAACAUCCAAUGCUGCCACCACCACCACUUGUUCACCUGAUCAAAAAUCAACGGCUCCUAAUCAUUCUCAUCAUCAUAAUCAUCAGACUACCAAAUCCUUUUUUACCAUGGACAUGGUGGUUGAUCAGGCCAAUAUGGGAGAGUCUUUGUGGUCAUGUUAGCUACCUACCUUAAUUUGCAUGCUAGCUACCACUUUAAUUAUUAUAUAUCUGUUGUUUUCUAAUACGUAAUUAGUACAUGGGCUUGCUUUAGUGUCUGCCUCUUUAAUUAUUACCUUUUUUUUAAAAUUUUCCUUUUACUUUCUUAGUGCAUCUCCCUGUCUCUCUACUUGACUAGGGAUGAUGAUGAUUAAUGAAUUAACCAUAUUGUAAAUGUGUACUAAUUACUUUA
This is a messenger RNA of Prunus avium (sweet cherry), 908 nucleotides long. RefSeq names its product LOB domain-containing protein 4. The record is from RefSeq and is a predicted model, not a curated record. Lineage: Eukaryota; Viridiplantae; Streptophyta; Magnoliopsida; Rosales; Rosaceae.